AUGGCGGAUGAGGAGGAUGAUGAUGGAAUGGGUUUGGAUGAGUUCCUGGACCUGUUGGAUGAAGCGCAGCCAGGGGAACCAAUUCGGAGACAUGGCCUGCAUCAAGGCCCGCAACAAGAAGGCCAUCAGCCUGCCGUCGGUCAGCAGGGGCCUGUUCGGCCAGGGCCCUUGCCAGGCCAGCCUCGUAGGCAAGGCCGUCGGCCGGGACAAGGCAAUCCGCCGGGACAAGGUCGUCGGCGGGGACAAGGCCGUCGGCCGGGCAGACAGCAGGCUGUGCAAAAAAGUCAGCUCAAAAAGCAAAGGUCAUUAGACUUGCAAAGCACUGCCUUUAACGCAUCUGGCCGUGGCAGGACGAAAGACCAUUUGUUUCCACAGCAUAAGACAGGACUUGCGCGUGCAAAGGUUCGAGGCAAAGGGGCUUGGAAAAAAUGGACCCAUGAGAGCAUCAUGCGAUGCGGGUUUUCCUUUGAGACAGCUACUCAUCGACAAGUAGCCGCUGAAGUGGAUAGUGCUGGGCAAACGCAUGCUGGCCAGUGUCGUUUUGUGUGCGCCCUGUCCAUCUUGCAAGCGCAAGAAGAAGGGAUGAAACGUUUGAUCAACAGGAGCCCCAACUGGGUCAUCAAGAAUUUGAUGUUUGAUGAAUCCAGCUUUGACCUGGCAGAGAGCAGACGCAUGCCAUUGGUGACCCAUUCUGUGCUGCUGCCCCACGCGCAAAUCACCGCCAAAAUUGGUGAUGAGGUUGUGUGCCACCAUGCCCUCCGAGAACCACAAGUUUUGCUGCCUACCAUGAACAGUGCAACUAUGUGGGAGGCGCUUCGCGCGGGACCUGCUGGCUUUGCCUCGGAUUUUCAUCCUCCUGCCGCCCGUGGGUUGCAAGCUGUUUUGACGACGUGCGAUGCGCACGCUGCUAACAGCAAAUUGCUACAGCAUGCCGCCUUCAUGCAAGGUCCGGACGAAUUACUGCUGCCUUGUUUGUGCACCCAGCACAGGAUGGGCAACUGCUUGGAACGGCUUACCAAACAUUUAGGUAUUUUGGGUGGUGUGCAGCUUGGUUCAUUGGUUCAGCAGUAUUGCGUGUCAAAGACGAUGUCCAAAGGAAACAUCUUAGCCAAUGUCAGGAAGCGUGUCCGCCAGAUCUUGCAAGAGAGGCUGGUGUUACACCGGGAAAUCCCAGCUGCAGCAGCAGCGCAAUGGGCAGAAGCAAAAGCCGAUGCUGUCAAAACCGUGGCCCUGUGCAAAGAUUUUGGUGAGGAAGAUGAAGCGAAAUCAGGUACCAUUGCCUCAUCCUUCAAGGCAUUGCUGCAAUUUUUCGACGGUCCUGGACAGGACUGA
Cladocopium goreaui is the source of this 1332-nucleotide messenger RNA. The record is from the annotation of a GenBank genome assembly. NCBI's taxonomy places the organism in Eukaryota, Dinophyceae, Suessiales, Symbiodiniaceae.